AACACCUGAGAAAACUAAUGUAUCGAAUUUAAUACAAGUCUUAUUAUUGUUUUGUAACCGGUAUGUUAAAGAAAUCGAUUCCUUUUGUGCAUUAAACCUGGAAAUUUUUCUUUAAAAUAAAAAUCAUUUAUUUAUUUACGAAUGUGGUUAUCUUAACUAUUUUGUAUUCCGUAUUGAUCCAUGAUUGUUUACAAACGUUUUAGUGCAUUUUACAUUUAAUAAAUAAAGUAGGUGUAAUAAAGGAAGUGACACAUUUUACAGAAUGAGAUAUGAGUGAUUAUUGGAUUGUAGUAUUUUUACUUUUCGUUGGAAAAAAUACAGCCGAUGGCAUUGUCGUGUAUUCUGGUUUGGAUAAAUGCAAUAUGUCAUUAUUACUAGACAUGAGAUAUCACGCAGCAUUUAUUGACUUCAAUGUCACUGAGACGUCGGUAAAACAGUAUCGCAAAGGAUGUAACUAUUUGGUUAAAACAGCAGACACGCCCUUCUUUGGAAUGAAAGUUGUAUCGGAUUACAGAGAUGAUAGUAUCAGUGGAAUAUUGAACUGUUCGUUUGAAAUGUCUCUCUCUGGAAACAGAGUCAACAAAACGGUCUAUAGAGUUUUCCCUAACAACGAAAUUAAAAUGAACACGUACGGAAAUGUUAAUGUUGAAAUUAAAUUUGACAAAUGUAUGAAAAAAUCAUACCAUAUUAAUUUCUUUCGUUUGUUAAUAUUUAAAUACGGUGAAGUAAAUUGCACCUCUUUUGAAACAAGGUGCUUAAAUGGAGCUCGGUGCGUACAAGCAGAUUUGGCCUGCAGUGAUGUGUAUGAUUUUUGUAACAAUGAUUUCAAUAAUUGUAAAAGAAACUCGGGCACUACAACCAAACGUUAUAAACGAAGAGGUCCAACAUCUGUACGUGGAAUAAUACUAGGUUGUAUAUGUUUAACUGUGCUCAUUUUAUUCCUAUUAUAUAUUAUUGUGUGCCGUAAGCGACCUUGGUGGAAUCGAUUUGUACAGAAGUUGUGUCGUCUGCAACCAAGGGGGAGAAGAUGCGUUCCGAAUGAACGAUAUACAUGUAGAACUAAUCAAAUCCACUUAAAUACUAAUGAUUUUCAAGAUCCACCACCAAGUUAUACAGAGCUGGAGCAUUGUCAUCAUAAUCUCAACGUCCAUGUACAGCCGCGUUCCGAGACCGGAAAUAGUUCAUUGAAUAUCCCACCACCCUUGUAUUCAUCUGAAAAUACGGACGAUGAUAGCAAUGUGGCCAAUGAAUUACCACCACCAUACUCGACGGUGUUUAUGUAUACGGAUGGGGUCCAAUAUAUGUGAACUAACUUCAAAAUAUGUUAGGGCUUUUAGAGAAGUUGGGAUAGCAGAAAGUGAAAUCCAUUCAUUAAUUAGUUAAACAUUUGAACUACUAGUAUAUGCUCUAAUAGGUCUUGCCACUGAAAGUGCCUUCAUUUCAGAUUAGUAUAGCACAUAUUUACAAAAUGUAUCUAUAGAAUUAUGCAAAGAGAUCAACGUAUCCUUGUGUCCCUCAUAUCCUAUUGAUC
Messenger RNA from Ruditapes philippinarum (Manila clam), 1531 nucleotides. RefSeq lists its product as uncharacterized. Bases 270 to 1307 code for a protein of 345 amino acids. The transcript is spliced from 2 exons. Lineage: Eukaryota; Metazoa; Mollusca; Bivalvia; Venerida; Veneridae. The record is from RefSeq and is a predicted model, not a curated record.